This is a messenger RNA of Vitis vinifera (wine grape), 2060 nucleotides long. Its product is annotated as two-component response regulator ARR1. Bases 59 to 1981 code for a protein of 640 amino acids. NCBI's taxonomy places the organism in Eukaryota, Viridiplantae, Streptophyta, Magnoliopsida, Vitales, Vitaceae. The transcript is spliced from 6 exons. Gene Ontology annotation, molecular function: DNA binding. Gene Ontology annotation, biological process: phosphorelay signal transduction system; cytokinin-activated signaling pathway. The record is from RefSeq and is a predicted model, not a curated record.
UAUAAUUCAACCUCCACCUCAUUGUGAUUCCAUUUGCAGUGAAAACUAUUUUUUGUACAUGGACAAUGAGAUAAAUAGCCCAAACCAGCAGUCUCACAAGACCAUAACCUCUGCUGCUGGCGUAAAUGUUAUGGUUGUAGAUGAUGAUGUUAUAUGUCUCUCAAUAGUUGCAGGAAUUCUUAGAACACGGAGAUAUCAAGUUGUGACUGUUAAAAACCCCCUAGACGCUUUGGCUACACUUCGAUCGGGGAGUGAUUUCUUCCACCUUGUAGUAACGGAUGUGCACAUGCCUGAGUUGGAUGGAUUUGAAUUUCAAAAGAAAGUCCAGGAAGAAUUCCAGCUCCCUGUAGUCAUGAUGUCUGCUGAUGACAAAGAAAGUUCCAUGUUGAAGGGUUUAGAGGCUGGAGCUGCAUUUUACAUUGUGAAGCCUGUGAACUAUGAUGACCUUAAGAACAUAUGGCAAUAUGCUGUUGGUCCAAGGAAAGAUAAUUCUGUUGACAUGCAGGAUGUUGGACCUGCUCCAGAGGAGGAAUCGCCAGUUGAGAAAACACCUGAUGAUCCUGUCGAUAUAGAGUCUGUAUCAUCAGUAAAUGAAGUGAACCAGAGUAAGAGAGAUCCCAAGAAAAAGGCCUCCAAAAGGGUUAUUGAAGACAGUGGAAAAGAGAACAGUGAUGCUGUUUCACCCAAAAGGACAAAGGUCGUAUGGACAAGUGCGCUUCAUACCCGAUUCUUGGAAGCUGUAAGAAAAAUAGGCCUUGAAAGGGCUGUUCCCAAGAGGAUUCUUGAGCUCAUGAACAUGCCAGGAUUAACUAGGGAAAAUGUGGCUAGCCAUCUUCAGAAGUACAGAAUCUUUCUGCGACGCGUAGCUGAAGCAAGCAACUCUACUGGGAGUAGCACAGGAAAGCGCAUCGCGGAAAGAACUCUAAGAUCGAGCUUUGCCACCGGACACCCAUCACUGUUGAUUAGUGCUCUCCAGCAAGGGUUCCCACAGCUUCUGAACCAGCAACUAGUAGGAUCAUUGCUGCAACCAGGAUUCCCAGGAAAUAUCCAGAUUAAUGAUCCCACCCUUAGAGGAGCAAUUUUCCCUAAUCAGCAAGCUUCAAGCAGUAACCCUAGACCUCAACUUGGACAUGGACAGGGACAUUCAAUGAACAAUCAAGCUUAUUUGCAGCAACAACCUUUUGGCAACACUAAUGCUCUCCCCGAAGCCAAUGGUGGAGUUAUGAAUGGUGCAAAUCCAAUGCAAAUGAACCAACAGCAAACUCAAGCAAGAUCAGAACUUGUUCCAAAUGCCAUGUCUAACAACAACUUCACCGUCUUUGAGGGUUCUGGAAACAUUCAUGGGGUACAAAACAUGGAAUCUUUCAACAAUUCACAUCUGCCCCCAAAUUUUGACUGCAACAACAAUAUUGCUGGCUCAGGCCCAAUGGGAUUGUCAAAUGGUUUUAAUGGCAACUAUGGCUCAAUCGCUGGGAACAUUAACGGAAAUCUUGCAUUGUCGGAGAGUGUGAAUUCUGGUUAUUAUGCUCAAGGAGCAUAUUCUUCUGUAGGGUUAAGGAGCACGAACCAACCUCCAACAAGGUUCUCUAAUAUAACCCAACAGAACAAUAAUCCAAUGCUGCUGCCUUCACUGUCACUGCUGCAACAGAAUGAUCUUGGGAAUGGAGGAGGAGACAAUAGCUAUUUGCUUGAUCAUCUGAUGAAUACUACUGCUCCCAUGGAGAGCGUUUCUCCCCUUCAAUUUGCCGAAAGUGAACUCGAUGAACUUUUCCAAGGUCAUCUCAACAAUCUACAUAAUAAUGAGCAACAAGUUGGGGAAGAAGUUCAGAGCCAUGACUAUUCUAUCAACCUGAAUCCUGUGGAAAAUAACCCUCCUGAGAACCAACCGUCCUCCAACCAGGCAUGUCAAAUGCUUACUUCACCGACUCUAUUUAUAAAUUACUUCGCAUUUCAUAUCUCUACUAUUUUGUUUUUCUCGUAGCUUGUAGGUUGUCUAGAUUUUAUCAAACCUAAGUAACUAAAUUAAAUUGAAAAUAAAUUAUCAAUGCCGUAGUGAUAAU